UUCUUCAUACAGAGUCAGGAAUACCCAGCGUGUUCCCAAGACCAUCACUCAACUGUACUCCUACUAUAUUUACAACAUCCUGAAAAACCACGGCCGUGAUAUUGAGAACCCCCGUGAUGUGUUACUCAGGUUUGGUCAGAUGGCCUUCAGAGGAGUGUCCGGGAAGAAGAUAAUAUUUACAGAUGGAGAUUUGAUCAACUGCAACCUGCAGCCUUCUCAGUUCCUGUCCGGGUUCCUGAUGGAGCUUUUGGAGAGAGAUGAUUCUCCCCGGUGUGUAGUGUACACGUUCCCAAACCUCACCAUCCAAGAGUUUGCAGCUGCACUCGCACAAUUCCUGAAUCCGCAUCUCGGGGAUAUCUUCAGAUUCCUCACUGAAGCCCACAACACGACAGAUGGACGAUUUGUGAUAUUUCUCCGUUUUGUUGCAGGUCUCUCCUCUCCAGUAGCAGCUCGAGGCCUGGUGGAGUUUCUGGGUCAAUUUUAUCAUGAGACCAUCUACCGGGUGAUUGACUGGGUGAAGGAGGAGGUUCGACGCCAGAUUGAAAACGCAGAGAGUCAAGAUAGUAAAAGGAGCCUACUGAACACAUUGCACUACCUGUUUGAGUCUCAGAAUCGUGGACUGGCUCAGGACAUAUUGGGAUCUGUGGAAACACUUUCGUUCAGUGGAAUGGCAAUGACCACGAUUGACUGCGCUGUCCUGUCUCAUGUUAUCGGACUCUGUGAUACAAUAAAACACCUCGACCUUUUUCGUUGCCGCAUUCAGUGUGAAGUAAUCCAGCGGCUCGGCCCCGGACUGUACAAGUGCCGGGAGUUGAGACUUGCGGGGAAUAAACUGGGAGAUUCAGGAGUGAAAGUGGUGUCUGCGGCUCUGAGGAACCCGGAGUGUAAAAUAUAGGAACUAGCGCUGAUCAAUGUUGGUCUCUCAGAUUCCGGUGCCGAGGAUCUCGUCUCGGCUCUCCGUGCAAACCGUUCACUGACGUUGCUGGAUCUGGCAUUAAACUCGCUCACUGACCGAUCAAUUCCUGCUCUUCGCCCCCUCAUUUUGACACACCCGAGUCUGAAUUGGAUCGGGCUGAUGGAGAAUCAGUUCAGUCAGACCGGGGAGAAGGAACUGAGAUCUAUGCAGGAACCCAGAACCGGACUGACAGUGAAAUUGUGAUCAUCUGAAUGUGUGAACAACCACCCACUCCACCACCCCCGUGGGAUGAGGACAUUUUGGCCGAUUUCACUCCAUCUCCUUUAACUCAUAGCCUCCCCUUUAACUGCCGCGUUCCAGGUUUAAUUCCCAACAGCUGUAUCACAAGCACAACCCCACACCAGCAGAGCGCUCUGUCCGUUAGAGGUGGUCCCGCAGUGACUUAUCCCGCCCCCUCUUCCAUUGCGCUGCUACCGCCGAAGGAUGGGUUCGAGAAGUCCCCCGUGGAAUCCCGGGAAAUUACAAAGACAGGAAGAGCACGGGGGAGGGAUUCAGUAUGUGACAGCAAUGUUCCGGGGUAGGAUUAUCCGGGGAGAGAAUUAUUUUGCUUACUUUAGGCAGAGGACGGUACAUUCCGCAAUCUGGCAGAUAUAAUGAUGUUAAAUUGACAAAUCCUGCGGCAGUGACCCUGGAUCUGCAGCGAUCUCGGACACAGCCCUGAAGUGUAAUUUUGUAAUCAUCGGUUCCCCGAUGCAGAGUGUCGGUGAGAAACGGGGCUGAUUAUUCAACCUGUCACUCGUUGUCGCCUGACAGUUAAUUGAUUGUGACUGUGAGAGAGGUUGCAGCCCCUGUUUGUGUAUCUGAUGUGGCUAUGUUUCAGUCCCGCGCUGGUCAUAUACGGGCACCCAGUACAGAAGGGGUCGGGUCACGAGGAGGUGUUCCUGGUAGGUUUACCCCUGGGCCGGGCCAAAAUGGUCAUUCACGGGUCCAUACGGCGGUAAUGGAGGGCUGUGCCCGUCCGACUCUUUGCCCCUCAUCCGAGAAGGCGUUCAUGCCCGGCUGUCCUUGGUCAGGGAGCAUACGGUCGCAAUGGGUUCACUGGGGGAUUUCCGGGAGCGAUGCACACCACAGGAAAUUGACUGUUUAAUAAACGGUAGUAACCAUUUUUUAAACUGAGAGUAUGCACUGCCUUGUAAAAUCUG
Hypanus sabinus (Atlantic stingray) is the source of this 2118-nucleotide messenger RNA. Its product is annotated as NACHT, LRR and PYD domains-containing protein 3-like. The transcript is spliced from 4 exons. Gene Ontology annotation, cellular component: cytoplasm. The record is from RefSeq and is a predicted model, not a curated record. Lineage: Eukaryota; Metazoa; Chordata; Chondrichthyes; Myliobatiformes; Dasyatidae. The coding region runs from base 140 to 895 and encodes 251 amino acids.